Molecule: messenger RNA, 3608 nt
Organism: Scleropages formosus (Asian bonytongue)
Lineage: Eukaryota; Metazoa; Chordata; Actinopteri; Osteoglossiformes; Osteoglossidae
Gene: vit
Product: vitrin
Exons: 23
Coding region: 310-2784 (824 amino acids)
Biological process (GO): positive regulation of cell-substrate adhesion; extracellular matrix organization
Source: RefSeq, a predicted model, not a curated record
UUGAGAAUCUCUGAGCUCCAGUGUUGAGUCUCAGUGUGAGUGUCAGUGGGAGCACUCGUGUUGCUGCAGGUCCUCCUGCCCAGGGACACGACACGACACACUCCAUUCCACUCCAUUCCACUCCACUCCAGUCCACUCCUGAGUUCGGCAGCUUUCUGAGCGUGCGGCACUUGGCUACUCCCUGCACUGCGUUUUACACCGUUUUACACCACUUCCCACCAGCGGAUCCCGGAGCCCCAACACAGGUGCGACCGAGGAUCCCAGAGCCGGACCUCCGACUGAGUGGCUGGACCAGACUGAACUCCCAUCAUGCACACAGCUUCGCUUCUCACCAUCUAUAUGGUGCUGCUUUUCGCCGGCGGUGGAGAGGCGAAGCCGAAUGAGCAUAAGAACAAGAAGCCAAAACAAGUGGUGCCCUCCAUAGAAUGUAACACGAGGGCUGGAAAGAUCAGCCACCCCGAGUUCAUCGCCAAGUGUCCGGCUCGCUGCAGGGAGACAAAGGAGCCGGUGUAUGGCACGGGGAUCUACGCAUCCAUCUCCAGCAUCUGCAAUGCUGCCAUCCAUGGUGGGAUCAUCACCAACUCAGGAGGGAAGGUCAUUGUGAAGAAGAUGGCUGGACAGGUACCCUACAAGGGCAGCUUGUCCCACGGCGUCCGCUCCCUGUCUCUGCCCAAGUGGAGGGAGUCCUUCAUAGUCUCCGUGGGCAAACUGAAUAAGGGUGUGAUGUACCCGUCAACGCUGGAGUACACCACCACACGUCCACCUGAAGCAGCUACGAGAGAGUUCAAGAGCAUCCUGGCCACCGCAGUGCCGCCGGUACUGCCACAGACAACCACGACCCCUCCGGAGCCCCCCACAACCACCGUCAUCACCACUACAACUUCUACAACAAUGCCAACAACCACCCCAUUUUCCCCUUCCACCAGCACAGCCAAACCCCGUGCCGUGGUCCACAAAACCAGAGAUGCAGGCAGCAGUCACCCCUACUUUGCAUCACUGGCGGCCGCGGCAAGCGCCAGGCAGGCAAAGGACAGUCAGGGAGAGGGACCAGCUCAAGCUUUCAGAAGCAGCUCCACCCUUUUGAGCAGAAACGCACCUCGCACCCACCCAGGUCUGCGCAGGCAAGAUGCAGGAUCUGCGCCGAGGAGGUCGCCGGGUGCUCUCCCUGGCCCAGCUGCAAAAUCAGCUUCUAGCCCUCGAGGGAGUCAGCAGGCAGUUCAGUCCAACCCCACUUUCUCUAGGAGGGAAUGGCCGCCCUCCUCGUACCUGCACCGUGACUGGUUUGCUGCUCCGCGAUGGCCAACAGACUUCAGUCACAGUCAUCCAGACUCAGGGCACAUCUGGACCCAACCGGAGGCACCACUGGCUGCAGUAGAGAACCACAGACCCGAACGAUCCGAGUUUGACAACUGGCGAUUUAACUUUGGAUACCACGCAUCCAGAUCAGGGGAUCCAGACAACAGCAGGAAGACCCCCGCUGAGGUGUCCCACACCGCAGUCGAAUUCACCGAUGCCUGGAAGCCAGAAGGUAGUCCCUUGGACUCAGGGUUCGGCUCACGUGAACAAGACUCCCUCCUGAGGGUCUCGGAGCCCAUCUCUCAGGGAAACCCAAACUGCAAGGUAGACAUCGCCUUCCUGAUGGACGGCAGCUGGAGCAUCGGGAAACGCCGCUUCAAGAUCCAGAAAGACUUCCUGUCCGAGGUGUCACAGGUCAUCAAUGUGGGCGUGGCCGGUCCCAUGAUGGGCAUCAUCCAAUACGGAGAUGACCCUGUGACUGAGUUCAGCCUGAAGUCUCACACCAGCUCCAGAGAGUUGAAAACUGCUAUAGAGAAGAUUGCCCAGAAGGGGGGGCUCUCCAACGCGGGAAAGGCCCUCGCCUACAUCAACAAGCACUUCUUCGCCGACGCCAAUGGGAACCGGGGCGGGGCACCCAACGUGGCCGUGGUGCUCGUGGAUGGCUGGCCCACGGACCGGGUGGAGGAGGCAUCGCGUCUCGCCAGAGAGUCUGGAAUCAAUAUCUUCUUUGUGACCAUCGAGGGCCCCGAUGACACCGAAAAGCAAAAUGUGGUGGAGGCCAACUUUGUGGAAAAGGCGGUGUGUCGCACCAGCGGCUUCUUCUCGUUGGCGGUGCCCAGCUGGUUCAACCUGCGCAAGGCGGUGCAGCCCUUGGUGAAACGCGUCUGCGACACGGACCGGCUCGUGUGCAGCAAGACAUGCCUGAACGCCAACGACAUCGCCUUCGUGAUCGACGGCUCCAGCAGCGUGGGCACGGGCAACUUCCGCACGGUGCUGCAGUUCGUGGCCAACGUGACGCGCGAGUUCGAGAUCUCGGACACGGACACACGAAUCGGUGCCGUGCAGUACACCUACGAGCAGCGGCUGGAGUUCGCCUUCAGCCAGCACUCCACCAAAGCGGAGGUGUUGGCCGCCAUCAAGCGCAUCAACUACUGGAGUGGUGGGACGAGCACCGGUGCGGCCAUCACCUUCGCUGCAGAGCAGCUCUUCAGCAAGUCCAAGCCCAACAAACGCAAAAUCAUGAUAGUUAUUACAGAUGGGCGUUCCUAUGAUGACGUCCGGGCCCCUGCCUUGGCAGUCCAGCGCUCUGGCGUCAUCGCGUACUCCAUUGGCAUCGCCUGGGCAGCACAGGAAGAGCUGGAGUACAUCGCCACGGACCCCGACAAGGAACACUCCUUCUUCGUGGACGAGUUCGAUAACCUCUACAAGUACGUGCCUAAGAUCAUCAACAACAUCUGCCAGGAGUUCAACUCACAACCGCGGAACUGAGCAGCGAAGACUCGACGAGGAAGGUCAGGUAGCUGGACAAGGGGACGACUGGGUUUCAGUUUUUUUUUUUUUGUAUCCAUGAGGGGUAUUUCUUCUAAACGUCUAGCUGAUGCAGGGAAUGUGAGGCUUCUGACAAGUUCCAGGUUGAUUAUGGGUGUGAAUCAAAGAAAUUGGAUACCGUCACGAGGUAUUUCGGGGGCAACACUGUUUGAAAGACAAGGAGAUCCUACGGCCGUUGAAGGAUCCUUGUUUGUCUGGCAACUGCUUUAAUACCUACUAUAAGGUCAUAGCUUUUCUGAAAAACUAACCGAGGGACAGCAGGCACCUUUAAGGCAAAAAUAAUGAGCACUUAUACCUACAGCUGGCUAUGAAAGUGACUAUUGCCCCUAUAAUGCGUUAACUUCAAGUGUGCAUGUACUCAUCACUUUUCAAUGUUUUGAAGUGUAGACAUACACAAUAUUUUCAGCGGCACAGAGGUACUGUUAACUAUGCAUGCAAAAAACUGUUUAAGCAACAAUCAAAAGGCGAGAUUCAUAAAUGAGGAGGAAACGAGUAGAAGCGAGAGUACUCGCACCCAUUUCCUCUCAUAACAACAAACUGUGACAACCACAUGGCUUUAAAGUUUCUCCAGUAGGUUCUUCGGUUGCUUCCCCACUUAGCUGCUGCCCACUGUUCACACAAUUUUAUUUUAGCCUCAAAAUAUUUAUAUAUACACAGCACUAAUCUGUUUGUACAUACAGAAACGUUCAUAUGCUUGUCAUUUUUAGACGCAAAACAUAUCUGAUUAUUGUUUUACUUACAUUUUUAAUAAAAUUUAUUGAAAA